This is a messenger RNA of Chironomus riparius, 2507 nucleotides long. The record is from the annotation of a GenBank genome assembly. NCBI's taxonomy places the organism in Eukaryota, Metazoa, Arthropoda, Insecta, Diptera, Chironomidae.
GCGGUACUUUAGAAUGAUUUUACAUCCAUGUCUUUUUUUGAAAAAAAUGAAGAAUCAAUGGGAUUAAAGCUUUAAGAAUAAUUCGCAAAAUUUCAUAUAGGUUCUAUAAAUUAGUGUGUAGCUGGACAUUCAUCUGAAAUCAAACUUGCAUUUAAAACUUAACAGCAGUAUACUCAAAAGUUUGAGUUUCUGUAACUCCUCAAGCAAGGCUUGACGAAAUUUGACGAUAUUUUUACAAACUAUAGUAAAGGUUCCGAAUCAUUUUGUGACUCCGCAUGCCGGCUAACUUUUUCCCGCCAAACCUUAUAGAAACUUCUACUUCUUUAAUGACAUUUUGGCUUUAAAUCUCCAAUUUGAGCUUUUAUAAGCAUCGUUUAUCGUACUUUGUUAUUGAAUACUGUUGAUUUUUGAAACUCUGAACAGUGCAUGGACAAUGGUAUAUCAAUGCAAUGAUACCUAGCUACAAUUUUUGUGGACGCGAUUUACACAAACUAAGUUACCAUGACUUAAAAAACCUAGAAACAUCCAAAUCUUACUAGCUAUUCUCUAAGAUCGAACUAGAGUCGGUUAGCCUACACUCUAGCCACUGCCCCAUUUAUUCUUUUUUGAUGUUAUACAAUCAAAUCCAAUCCAACUUAUUAUGCUUGUUGUAAUGAUUCAUUGCUGUCUCAACAAAUGCUGUUAACAACAUCAACCGCGAAUCUUCGGUACUUAUUAACAAGCAACAAAUUAUAUCCAAGAACUUUGUUUCCACAACGAGUUCAAUGAACCCCUGUUGUUAUUCAAUUUUUCAAAAUUAUAUUAAACCUGCAAGCUAGCACCGUCUUAUCUAAAUUCAGCAUGACACAAUAAUUUUAACCCGGGAGUCACUAAAUCAUUAUCCAAAACAGCACAACAAAAAAUAGCAAUUUCGCAAUCUUAGACCGAAAAUUUUCGGGUUGCAUGUGUGAAUGUUUUAUAUAAGAUCUAGCUACAACCACUAAGUAGAGUAAAAAAACAGUAAUUGAACAAGCCACAAAAACAGACGCAAAACAAAACCCAAAAAAAUGAAGUAAUUGACCAACAUUUCUUGAGAGAUAUAAAAAGCAAUUCUUUUCACUUUAAUUGGCAGACAAGUUUUGGACGUUUGACAGUGCGCGACAACUCUAUGUAGGCAUGAGACUUUGGAUUAUUUUUAUAUUUUUUGUGAUUGUGCAAUUGGGAUUAUCGGAAUGUUUGACAAUUUACAAUCAGGCACAGAAAAAGAAGCCUAAAGAUGAAAUUGAAUCUCACAAAACUGAAUUAAAAAAGCAUGGAAAGAAUGCAACUGGUGAUAAAAAAUCGAGUCAUGAUGAUGAUUUUAAAAAAUAUGGUGCAGCUGAAUAUGACUCGAAUAGGCGAUCAACAAAAGGCGAUGAUGGAGUUGAAAGUUAUAACAAAACAUCAUCAUGGGAGAAGAAGAAAAAGAAGGCACACCAUAAAAAGAUAGGAGAUGAAGCACGGAAAAGUAAGAGCCACGAGAGUUCUUAUCAUAAAGAUCCAGAUUAUUAUGAUGACAGUGAAGAGAUUCAAGAAGUGGAAGAAAAAAUUGUGAGUAAUAAGAAACAUGAUCAUGAAGAUCAUAAGCCAAUGAAAGAAGGAAAGAUCCAGCAAAAAAAACCGUCAACAAAUAAGAAAAGUAGCAGUUCAAAAGCUAAAGAUUCAAAAAAUAAAGUCAAUAAAUCCAAGAAUAGCAAAAAUCACAAAUCACCGCACAAAAGUCACAAAAAAUAUUCAGAAAAACAUGAGAACAGCAAGAAACCUAGAAAAAUUUCUAAGUCUAAAAGUAAUUUAAAGGAUCCACAAAAUUAUCAUCCAAAAGAAAAGCACAAUAAGGACAGAAAAUUAGACAAAGAGCACCAUGAGCAUCAAAGCUUACAUAAUCAUGACGCAACACCAAAUAAAGUUCACAAAGUUCAUCAGUAAACACAUAUUUUACAAAUCAUUACUCCAUCAUGGAGAUACUGGAACUAUAUAAACAAAAAAAAAGAUUCUUAAACUCACCAAAAAGAGCAUCAUUGCCAAAAAUUUCAACAAUUACAGCAUCAAAAGUUCCAUUUGCUAAAAUUUUCUGCACAUUUGGAUGUGACAAAAGGAACUCGACACGUUUUUCAAUUAUUUGAGACAUGACAACGAAAUUUGUGUAAAGCGUGAUUUCAGCUAAUUUAAAUGCAUCCACAUGAACUGUAUAGAAAAAUUUAUAAUGUGAUAAAAUUGCAUUUUUGUCUAUAAAUAAAGUAAUUCAACCUUCUUCUCGAUUGUCGAGUAUGACAUUUUCAACAUUUUUGUGUUCAAACUUGUGUGGACUUAUAAUUGUUAUUUUAUGACCCUUAUCCGCUAAUGUCUGCACAACUGAUCGACCGAUAAAGAAGUGACUUUUAUAAUCCAUCGGAAAUACCGCAAGAAUAUUUGAUGCAUUUAUUAUAUUCACAGAAAAUAACGCGAAAAUUAAAAUAAUCUUAAUUUGCAUGUCUACGAUUUAAGCUCAC